UACAUAACUCUGGUGUCUCUCCUUUCUGCAGCUCCAGGGUGGUUGAUGGAGUUAUGAUUCUCCCUGUACUGAUGGUGAUGGCGUUCCCAUCUCCGAGCUGGCAAGACGAUGAACGGAAGCUCAAGAUGGUGCCCUACGAGUGUGUGUGUGAAGGCAUCUCCUGUGGGAACGGGGACCGGUGCCAAGGCCAGCGCUGCUUUGCUUCCCUGAGCAUUAAUGACGGGGCCAAGGUCUACCAGAAGGGCUGCUUCCAGGUCUAUGAGCAACGGAAAAUGACCUGCAAAACACCCCCGUCCCCCAACCAGGCCGUGGAGUGCUGCCAGGGGCACCUGUGCAACAUGAACAUCACUGCCCAGCUGCCCUCCUCCAAAGGGCAAACCUUUCAAGGAGAAGCUGCAGGUUACAGCAUGGAAACACUAAUCAUCGUUAUCCUGGCCCCUGUGGUGGUGUUGAUAGUUUUUUCUGCAGUAGCUGUGCUGAUCAUACGGAGAAUACAGAAGAACCACAUGGAGAGGCUCAAUUCCAGGGAUGCAGAGUAUGGCACAAUCGAGGGCCUCAUUGCCUCCAACGUGGGGGACAGCACGCUGGCAGAUUUGUUGGACCAUUCCUGCACAUCUGGAAGUGGCUCUGGACUUCCCUUCUUGGUGCAGAGAACGGUGGCUCGCCAGAUCACACUUGUGGAGUGUGUGGGAAAGGGCCGUUACGGAGAAGUGUGGAGGGGGCAGUGGCAAGGAGAAAACGUUGCUGUGAAGAUCUUCUCUUCCAGGGAUGAAAAGUCCUGGUUCAGGGAAACUGAGCUGUACAACACUGUACUGCUGCGGCACGAGAAUAUUUUAGGUUUUAUUGCAUCCGACAUGACUUCCAGGAACUCGAGCACGCAGCUGUGGCUGAUCACACACUACCACGAGAUGGGCUCUCUGUACGACUACCUGCAGCUGACCACGCUGGACACGGUGAGCUGCCUGCGCAUCGUGCUGUCCAUCGCCAGCGGCCUGGCGCACCUGCACAUCGAGAUCUUCGGCACGCAGGGCAAGCCGGCCAUCUCCCACCGCGACCUCAAGAGCAAGAACAUCCUCGUCAAGAAGAACGGGCAGUGCUGCAUCGCCGACCUGGGCCUGGCAGUGAUGCAUUCCCAGAGCACGAACCAGCUGGACGUGGGCAACAACCCCCGCGUGGGCACCAAGCGCUACAUGGCCCCCGAGGUGCUGGACGAGUCCAUCCAGGCCGACUGCUUCGACUCCUACAAGCGCGUGGACAUCUGGGCCUUCGGGCUGGUGCUCUGGGAGGUGGCCAGGCGCAUGGUCAGCAACGGAAUCGUGGAAGACUACAAGCCACCCUUUUAUGACUUGGUUCCGAACGACCCCAGUUUUGAAGACAUGAGGAAAGUGGUCUGUGUGGAUCAGCAGAGGCCCAACAUUCCCAACAGAUGGUUCUCAGACCCGACGUUGACGUCUCUUGCCAAGCUGAUGAAGGAGUGCUGGUACCAGAACCCCUCGGCCAGACUGACAGCCCUGCGCAUCAAAAAGACUUUGACCAAAAUUGACAAUUCCUUAGACAAACUGAAAGCUGACUGUUGACCCUCUCCUGGCGGUGCUGUCCCGGCAGGAAGGCGCCUGGCUGC
Messenger RNA from Zonotrichia albicollis (white-throated sparrow), 1621 nucleotides. Lineage: Eukaryota; Metazoa; Chordata; Aves; Passeriformes; Passerellidae. The record is from RefSeq and is a predicted model, not a curated record.